This is a messenger RNA of Oncorhynchus tshawytscha (Chinook salmon), 1636 nucleotides long. Its product is annotated as endonuclease domain-containing 1 protein-like. The record is from RefSeq and is a predicted model, not a curated record. The coding region runs from base 109 to 1104 and encodes 331 amino acids. Gene Ontology annotation, molecular function: metal ion binding; hydrolase activity; nucleic acid binding. Lineage: Eukaryota; Metazoa; Chordata; Actinopteri; Salmoniformes; Salmonidae. The transcript has 2 exons.
CUAAUAACUAUUUAAAGCAGUCUGUCCUGACUCAGCUCAGCAGUCUCCAGUCUACCAACUGGUCUCUGUAACUUCAUCUUUGUCUCUGUGGUGUACAGUCUUCAGGUGAUGAUGGGGGUAUUGAGUCAUCUCUCUACUCUCCUCCUCCUCUCUCUCCUUCCUCCUGCUCUCUCUCAUGUAGUAGAGAGGUUCAGUGAUGUUACAGACUGUGAGACGUUCUUCCUGGAGGGGACAACUCCAAAUCUCCCAGGUAUUUUGGUUGGUGGGACAGUCCAGAACCAGAACCGCUACAAGCCGAUUUGCCAGAAGUACAAGAAAACCUACAUGUUUGCAACUCUCUACGACACGACCAACAUGAUCCCUGUGUUCUCAGCCUACACCUUCACUGGGGUCGGACCGAGAGGGACAAGACCAGAUACAUGGAUGAUUGAACCUCAGCUGGACGGAGGAAUUGAACCAGUUAUGGGUCUGGAGAAACAAGGGGUCAUUUAUACACACCAGGCUGUCAAUCAGGAUUAUGAUGAAUACGGUAAAGACAAGAAGGUGAACAAAGGUCACUUGUUUCCUAAAUCUUUUGCUCACCAACCUGUAAAUCAGGACUCCACCUUUACCCUGACAAAUGCUGUUCCUCAAGUAAAGACAUUUAAUGAAGGUAGCUGGGGAAAGAUGGAGUGUACGGUUAGAAAGAUACUCCUGAAGCAAUGCCUUGAUAAUAAUGGUCAACCCAAGGCCUAUGUGUUGACUGGAGCAGUUCCCAGUGUCAACAACAAACUGAACAACCGAGUGAACAUCCCAGAUCUCCUGUGGACAGCCUACUGCUGUUACAACAGCAAGAAGAAAGAGUGGAUGGCCAAAGCACACUGGGGUGAGAACCAAGAGGAAACAAACAAACAAGUAUUGAACCCCCAUACCUUGUCAGAGCUGUAUAACAUGUUGAAGCAGCACUACCCAGGUGGUGAUGUCCAGGUGUUCCCAGAUCAGUGUCCAAGAGGUUCUUCUCAGAAAGAGAGAGAGAAGAGCAGAGAGAGGGAGAUAGGAAGUGGGGAUAUUAGCGGGAAAGGGUUGAUGACAUGUGAUGAGGAUUGUAAAUGUGUCUCUUUGUAGGUGACACAGUCCCAGAGUUUGGUCCAGUGGUAACACAGACAACUCUAAAACACAUAUUUACCAUGGAGAUACUAUUAUAUGUUCUGAAUGUAUUUCUAUCACUGUUACCAUGGAGAUACUAUUAUAUGUCCUGAAUGUAAUUAUAUCACUGUUACCAUAGAGAUACUAUUAUAUGUUCUGAAUGUAAUUCUAUCACUGUUACCACAGAGAUACUAUUAUAUGUUCUGAAUGUAAUUCUAUCACUGUUACCAUGGAGAUACUAUUAUAUGUUCUGAAUGUAAUUCUAUCACUGUUACCAUAGAGAUACUAUUAUAUGUCCUGCAUGUAAUUGUAUCACUGUUACCAUAGAGAUACUAUUAUAUGUUCUGAAUGUAAUUCUAUCACUGUUACCAUAGAGAUACUAUUAUAUGUUCUGAAUGUAAUUCUAUCACUGUUACCAUGGAGAUACUAUUAUAUGUUCUGAAUGUAAUUCUAUCACUGUAUGUCUCCAUCUUCUUCCCAUCUGAAGGAAUAAACAUCUAUAAUGAAUGAA